Messenger RNA from Candidula unifasciata, 1277 nucleotides. The record is from the annotation of a GenBank genome assembly. NCBI's taxonomy places the organism in Eukaryota, Metazoa, Mollusca, Gastropoda, Stylommatophora, Geomitridae.
AAGACAACAAAGAAGCCUGCAGGCAAACUGAUACAACUGCUACUGUGUGUUCUUCACCUGAUAGACGGAAACUUAGCACAGGAAAAGGUGCAUUAUCUCCUAAAGGUUUUGGAGGCAAGGUUGUAUCAUCUAAAUCAUUGACUGGUGGAUCAGGUGUUGUCAGAACUGUGCCUUCCAAGCCACACUUGGCAAAGUCAUCAGGUCAUUCAAGGUCUAGAGCUAGGUCAAAAAGAUCCAGGAGACAAAAGACAGUUGCACCCACAGUAAAAGAUUUGGGCAGAUGGAAACCCCAGGAUGAUUUGGCCUUGAUAACAGCCGUGCAGCAGACUAAUGACUUGAGUGCUGUCCAUGCUGGGGUCAAGUUCUCCUGCAGGUUUACACUGAGAGAAAUAGAAGAGAGGUGGUAUGCUCUGCUUUAUGAUUCAUCUGUGUCCAAAAUUGCCAUGGAGGCAGCAAGACAGCUUCAUGCAGACACUGUGGCUACAAUUCAAGGGAAAGCUUUGUUCAGCACAGCAGAGGAGAAGUUACUAGGGACUAUAGCUUGGACCAGCCAGCCAACAUUAGAGACAUUCCAGAACUUGCUGGCCCAGCACCCAGAACUAUUUCACCCCGCUCGAACAGCAAAGACAUUGCAGUCACACUGGCUAUUGAUGAAACAGUAUCACCUGCUGCCUGAUCAGACAGUGCAACCAAUGCCACUAGGGGAUCAUAUCCUCAAUCUCUCAGACAUUGAAGACUUUAUGAAUGAUGAUCACUGUGUUGAAGAAACAGAUGAAGCCAUUGAACAUGAACUUGCACUGGUGGACCGACGAAAUAAACGAGAGAUCCGACACCUGGAGCAGGAGCUUCCUAAGUGGCAGGUUUUGGUGGACAGUGUCACAGGUAUUAGUAUGCCUGACUUUGACAGUCAAACAUUAGCAGUUCUGAGAGGAAGGUUGGUGAGAUACCUCAUGAGAUCAAGAGAGAUCUCAUUGGGCAGAUCUACAGCAGACAAUCAUGUGGAUGUGGACUUAUCUCUGGAAGGACCGGCAUGGAAAGUCUCCAGACGGCAAGGAAUCAUCAAACUCAGGAACAGCGGAGAUUUCUUCAUUGCUAACGAGGGUAAACGGCCAAUCCUUGUGGACGGCCGUCCAGUGUUGGCAGGCAGCAAACAGAAGCUUUGUAACAAUUCUGUGGUAGAGAUUUCUUGCUUGAGGUUCACAUUUUUGAUCAACCAGGAAGUUAUCAGUGUAAUCAGAGCUGAUGCUGCUAAAGUGACCACCAGCGGUGGGAGUUGA